AUGCUUUCACUCAUGAGAUCAGAAUAUGAGAGUCUUUGUAUUUCUGACCCAAGGCAAGGAGUAGGGAGCCAUAUAUCAGCACAACCUGUGAUGACUCAGCCUGGCUGGGGAGUCUAUGACAGGACCACCAUCACAACUACUGCACAGAUAUCAGGGGACUGGAGCACUAGCCUCUUCAAUGUUUGCAGUGACAAAAAAAUUUGUUUCUGUGGUGUCUUUUGUACCAUGUGUCUUGAGUGUAACAUUGCAAGGCAUUAUGGGGAAUGUUUAUGUUGGCCAUUAUUACCCAACUCUACCCUUGCAUUAAGAGUAGGCACCAGAGAGAGACAUAAAAUACGGGGCACUCUCUGUGAAGACUGGUUGGUUGUGCACUGCUGCUGGCCCUUUUCUGUCUGCCAAAUGGCUCGGGAACUUAAGAUGAAGACAACCCAAAUGGAUGAAGUCUGUACAGCUCCUUCAACUCAAAUUUUUGGGGCCCCUGGAACUAAAGAGUUAACUGUUUGA
Messenger RNA from Trichosurus vulpecula (common brushtail), 504 nucleotides. It is a transcript of the gene PLAC8L1, whose product is annotated as PLAC8 like 1. Lineage: Eukaryota; Metazoa; Chordata; Mammalia; Diprotodontia; Phalangeridae. The transcript is spliced from 4 exons. Bases 1 to 504 code for a protein of 167 amino acids. The record is from RefSeq and is a predicted model, not a curated record.